AUUUCAAGUAUUACUGUAUGUGCUCCGCAAGGACUAGCAUAAAUUACUUACAUAACGGUGGUAGAUGGCAGCACAGGGUAAAUAUUUUGUAAACAAACAUGGCGGCGCACAUGGACAGCGAUCCUGAUGAUUCAGUUUUUCAAUUAGAAGACGAUUAUUACGCUUUCCUGAACGUUCGUAAAGAUGCGACUCCGGAAGAAAUUACGAAUUCCUACAGGAGGCUGAGCAAAAUUUAUCAUCCUGACAAACAUUCGGACCCGGCCAAAAAGCAGGAUGCAGAAAUUUUGUUUAACAAAACACGCAAGGCGUACGAUGUUCUGCUGGACCCACACAAGAGAGCUAUUUAUGACACCUUGGGAAUCAAAGGCCUGGAAGCCGAAGGUUGGCAGAUAGUUCAGAGGACGAAGACACCGCAGGAGAUUCGGGAAGAAUAUGAGAGGUUGGCACGAGAACAAGAGGAGAGACGUCUGCAGCAGCAGACAAACCCUAAGGGUACAAUAUCUGUGGGCAUAGAUGCAUCCGACAUCUUCGAGCCUUAUUACCAGGAUGAAAAUGUUAGAGGGUUUUUUCCGCAAAUGGAGGUCAAUGCAAUGUCAAUCAGUCAAUCAAUUGAAGCACCACUCAGCCUGAACGACAAAGUCACACUCAGCGGAAGCCUCUCGACAGAAAAUGGCAACGGUUCGGGAGCCGUGGCAUGUUCUCUUAGGCACGUCGUGUCUCCUACCACGUGGUCUGAGUUUGAAAUUGGAGCUGGUAGUGGGUUAAUGUGCGGCGUGAAAGGCUUCAAGACAUUAUCGAAGAUGAGCUUUGCUUCAGCGCAAGGCCUCUUUCAAGUCACACCUCUUGGCUUACGACCUGGGACCACCUUUGUCAUUGCAAGACAGCUGGGAAGGCACACCAUGGGCUACCUAACAUGGAAGGCCGGCAUUCAGUCGUCCAUGAACACGUCCGUCAUCUGGGACACGAACAGCGGUCAUUUUGUUGCAGCGUUGCAGUUUGGUAUCCCAAACACGUUCGCAAUGCUCACCUAUACCCACAAGAUUGGAGAAGAUACGAAGCUAAAGUGCAGUGCCAAAGCCGGAACCUUCGGAAUUAUCUUGGAGUACGGCUGCGAGAGGUACUCUCAACACAAUGCCAUCGCGGCUACCAUGGUCAUCGGCAUACCUACUGGGAUAAAGCUCAAAAUAAGGUUGACACGGUCCAGCCAGACAUACGUCUUUCCUAUCCUGCUGGCUGAAGAACCAAUUCCCAGUGCCAUCUUCUACGGGACUGUGACACCAUUAGUGGCUUGGUACGUGCUGCAGACUUUUGUCAUCAAGCCCUACAGGGACCAGCAAAAGAAACGAGAAACAGAAAAAGCUUGCCAAGCCAACGCAGAAAAGAUCAAGGAGAAACGGAAAGAAGCACAAGCUGCGGUUGCACUGAUGCAAGAAACCUACAUUCGAAUAAAGGAGACAGAGGCAGCCAAAGGGGGUCUGGUUAUCGUGGAAGCACUGUAUGGAAACCUCAAUCCCGUUACAGAUGGUCCGGCAGCGUCUGUCAAUGAAGUGGUGGAUGCAACCGUUCCAGUCCAGUGCCUAGUCAAAGACUCCCAGCUUUCAAUUGCAGAUUCCUCAAAGAGCAACCUACCCGGUUUCUACGACCCUUGCAUUGGAGAAGAGAAAGCGCUUCUGGUACGCUAUCUCUACAGGAAUCUUCUCCACGAAGUUACUGUUGCAGACAAUGAUCCCUUGCAACUUCCCAAAGAAGCGCACCUGGUGAAAGUUACGUGAGGGAGGUCGUGGCCGCUUAGGAUGUGUGUUGAGCCACUGCCACAAUUUGUACAGAUAGUGAAGAAUAAAUUAAUUUAGGUAUGAGA
Messenger RNA from Ornithodoros turicata, 1858 nucleotides. RefSeq names its product dnaJ homolog subfamily C member 11-like. The coding region runs from base 99 to 1772 and encodes 557 amino acids. The transcript has 17 exons. Lineage: Eukaryota; Metazoa; Arthropoda; Arachnida; Ixodida; Argasidae. The record is from RefSeq and is a predicted model, not a curated record. Gene Ontology annotation, biological process: cristae formation.